GCAACCAGAAUGCCUACCUGGUCAACCGCAACGACGCUGGCGGCCUCCAGCUGUCCCGCGACCCCCUUAACCUGGUGAACAAGCACUCUCGCAAGUACGCUGGUUUCGUCAACGACAAGGCGAUCGGCGUUGUCCCCAACGAGAAGGGUGGUGUCAAGGUCAUCAGCAAGAACCAGAAGAACGCCAACAAGCCUGCCCAGGGCACCACUGAGGUCACCUACGGCGGCAACAAGUCGGCGCGCAAGACCUACAAGGCCGUCGCCCUCCAGGCCGCCAACGGUGGCUACCGUGCCGAUCUCCGUGAGGCCGCCGUUCAGCGCGUCUCUGCCAUCCGCCGCGCCCAGAAGCCCGUCAAGCCCGAGGCCGCUGAGAAGAAGCCCCGUGGCGUCAAGGCCAAGAAGGCCGCCGAGAAGACUGAGGCAUAA
Molecule: messenger RNA, 425 nt
Organism: Colletotrichum chrysophilum
Lineage: Eukaryota; Fungi; Ascomycota; Sordariomycetes; Glomerellales; Glomerellaceae
Exons: 4
Biological process (GO): translation
Cellular component (GO): ribosome; cytosolic large ribosomal subunit
Molecular function (GO): structural constituent of ribosome
Source: RefSeq, a predicted model, not a curated record